AUGGCCCCCACGACCAACAUCUUCCGCGCUUCGCGGCCCAUCUUCCAGCAGCAGAUGUUCACCGGUGCCGCCGGCGCCCGCACCCGUGCCGCCUUCCAGAACCCCGCCUUCCGCGCGAGGAUGUUCCGCGAGGGUUCCAAGCGCUGGCAGAGCGCCGACGCCGGCGCCGAGAGCCAGGCUCAGCAGAGCUGGUUCAAGCGCAUGUGGGACAGCCCCAUUGGCUUGAAGACGGUGCACUUCUGGGCGCCCGUCAUGAAGUGGGCAAUCGUCCUCGCCGGCAUCUCCGACUUCUUCCGCCCCGCUGAGAAGCUCUCCCUGACCCAGAACGGCGCCCUCACGGCGACGGGCCUCAUCUGGACCCGUUGGUGCUUGAUUAUCAAGCCCCGCAACGUCCUCCUCGCCACCGUCAACUUCUUCAUGGGCAUCGUCGGCAUCAUUCAGGUCACCCGUAUCCUGAUGUACGAGCAGUCCAAGAAGAACUCCGUCGCCGGCGUCGUCGAGGACCUCAAGCAGGACGUCAAGGACAACGUCCCCAACCCCAUCAAGGACAGCACCUCCAGCCCUUCAUCCUAG
Verticillium alfalfae VaMs.102 is the source of this 573-nucleotide messenger RNA. RefSeq lists its product as hypothetical. The coding region runs from base 1 to 573 and encodes 190 amino acids. The transcript is spliced from 3 exons. The record is from RefSeq and is a predicted model, not a curated record. Gene Ontology annotation, molecular function: pyruvate transmembrane transporter activity. Gene Ontology annotation, cellular component: mitochondrial inner membrane. NCBI's taxonomy places the organism in Eukaryota, Fungi, Ascomycota, Sordariomycetes, Glomerellales, Plectosphaerellaceae. Gene Ontology annotation, biological process: pyruvate import into mitochondria.